AUGGCCUCUUCAAUUCGCGCUGCCGCUAAAAUCGAUUGGUCAAAACUUACAGUCUCUUUAGGGUUAAAGAAAGAAACCGUAGCUGCACUCCAAGCCUUUCGUAAACGUAACGAUGAGGCAAGAAGAGUAGUCUUAGCUUUAAAAGAACAAAAAACUGACAUCGACUUUGAACAUUAUAGAUCGACUUUAAAAAAUAAGGGUAUUGUAAAUGAAGCCGAAAAAGCUUUAAAAUCCUUUAAACCUGCUAAAAUUGAUCUUAUUGAACAAAUGAAAAUUGUUGAAAAUGUCGAGUCAAAAGCGGUUGAAAAUGCAAGAAAAACGGUGGCAAGAGUUGAUGAAGAAUUGAAAAAUUUGCAAAAUACACUGACCAAUAUUGAACAUACAAGGCCAUUUGAAGAUAUUACUGCAAAACCUGAGAUUAAUGAUAUCGUAGAAAAAAUGGUUAAAAGAGGUCAAUGGGGUGUUCCCGGUUAUGAAGAAAAGUUUGGAUAUGGUUCCUAA
Molecule: messenger RNA, 501 nt
Organism: Funneliformis geosporum
Lineage: Eukaryota; Fungi; Glomeromycota; Glomeromycetes; Glomerales; Glomeraceae
Source: the annotation of a GenBank genome assembly